AUGCGUCGCUUCCAUCGAUUUAGAGAGGAUUCAAAUGAUGGAAGUGAUAACCAUAACAUUGAUAGUGAUUUAGAAACCACAAACAAGCAAGAUAACGAUUCUAAUGACUUUGAAAAUCAAUAUUCGGAUCAAGAGUCGGCGAAAACCUCGGAUAACAAAACAAAAAGAACUGCAAAAAUCGAAAAAGAUGAAACAAACAGUGAUCCGCAAACCGAAAUGUCAGGAAAAUCAAAGAAAAAGUCUAAAGCGUUGAAAUCGCGUUAUGAAGAAGGCUCCGAUAGCUCUCAUGAGAACGAAAGCUCUAACUCCCAUGAGGAUGCUAAUGAUGAUGAAGUCGAAGAAGAAGAGAUUGAAAAAGAAGAAGAUAAUGAACAAAGUGAAAACAUAGAUGAAGAAUCACCACAAGAAUACGAUGACAAUGAUUCCGAUUCUGCUUACGGAGAGGAAACAGACGAAAAAUCAUCCAAAACUGAAAAAUCAGAUUCUGGAUCUGAAGAGCAAUCCUCAAGUAAAACAUCUUCGGAAAAUGAAUCGCAAACAUAUAGUGAUAAAAUACAAUCAUCCGAUGACCAGGACAAUGAAGAAGAUAAUAUUGACUCGGAAAAAUACUCAAAUGAAUCAUCGUCGAACGACUCUGAAGUAGAAAAUGAGGUAGUUAAUUUAGAUGGCAUAGAUUUUUACAAAGAAUAUGAACAAAUGAAAACGAAUUUUGCGGAAUUCGAUAAAGACCGCAUUGGUACAUUAAAUCCAACACCAUUCUUACCAUUUUCAGGUGGAAAACUCAAAACUUUUAAGAAACAGCAAAUAAAACGCGAGAAUAGUAUUUAUGAUCAAGUUGACGAAAUUUACAAUAAAUUACGCGAACAAAAUGAACAAGAAACUAAACACGAACCUGUUACAGAACAAAACGAAUCAGAAAAAUCUCAAACUUCCGAAGAAUCAGAAGAAUCGACUUCAUCAACCUCAGAAGAGCACAAAAAGCCAUUUAUAUAUCCACCAAUACAUAUACAUACAUCCUUCGAUGUUGUUGGCAAAGAAAUACUUACAGAUAACGAAGAAUGUUCAAUUAUUGAAUUAACCAACCUUUGGGCUUACGCACAGAACUCUGUAUGUGUUGUUAAGCCUCUUGAUCGUAAAGUCUACAUGAUAUGUUCUCUAAUUGCCACAUUUAAGAAACUUUACAAAAAUAUCAACCCGAUUUUGUUAAUUACAGAUGAAGUUUCACAAAGACAAUGGAUAACGAACCUAAACAGAUUUGGUGACUUCAACAUCCAAGUCCUUAAGACCAAAACCUCAGAAAUGAACAAAAAAGAUUUUGAUAUUUUAUUAAUGUCAAAACCACUUGUUUUAAGGUAUGUUGAAUGGCUCCCACAAAACAUCAAGUUCUCCAUGGUUCUUAUUGAAGAUUUCAGUGAUCCAAGAGCGAAUUACAUCACAACAUUACGCGAUAAAGUCAAAACGAUCAGAUCCAACUGGAGAUUGAUGUUCUGCAAGAAUUUGGAAGAAUACUCAUCAAGAUAUCUCCAAAUCAUGCUUUCUACAUUGAGAAACAGAGGAAAUGACAGUUACACGAAACAAAGUUUAUUCGAAGCGAUGAAUAGCUACAGUAUUUGUCCGGAUAAGCUUAUCUACAAUAAGGAUAACAUAUUUAAGAUAAGAGAAGAAGUGAUGUACUGUCCAAUGACUGAAUACCAAAUUGAUAUCAAUAAAAAAGUUUUGAAAAGUGUCAGACAAAAAUUGAAGUCAAAAAAUGAGAUGAAAAAAAGUGAACUAAUUUUAAGUUGCAGCUCAUUGUAUUCUAUAUGUUCACACCCUGUAUUUGAGAGUGACCAUGUCAUGGAUGAUGAUGUCUAUACAGCGCAAAGCAGGCAUCAAAGCGGAAAACUAAUUUUCCUUUGGAGAUUUUUGAGAAGUGAUGAAGUUUACCAACAAAGGAUAAUUGUUUUCUGCGAGGAUGAUGACAGUGUAACAUUAAUCAACUCUUGUUUCGCGGAUAAACACAUCCCAUUCAUGAGAGUUGACUCUGAAACUUCAGAAAAGGAUUUAAACAGGAUGCCAAAACUGUUUUUGGAUAAAAUUCCUUUGGUCGUUUGCACAGAAGAAAAAAUUAAUUGGUGUUUAAAUAACCUUAAACCGACAUUACUUAUUCCUUUCGAUAUCUUCUGGAGACCAACGAAAAACAACUUGGAACUCCUCAAAAAGAACAAUUUAAAACCAAGAUUUUUGCGUUUAAUCACCAAAAAUUCAAUCGACGAAGAUAUUUUCGCGAUCACUUCACAAAGCGAUGAAUUGACUGGUGAUGAUCUGCUCACGGAAGAAACAGCAAAUCCCGAGAUACUCGAUAAACUCCUAAGAAAACAAAUAAUAAGAGAAAGUAAAUUACAAAAAGUGACAGGAGAUAUAUGGUGGCGUGGAAUUUUAUCGACAAAAGUUGUUUCUAUUUACGGACAGAAAGAAACAUUUCCUUCUUUUGAUGACUCUGAUAUAAAAAGCCCUGAUUUCUGGCAAAAAAUUCUUUACGAAGAACAUAAAAAGAAAUCAGCGGAAAACCUCAAAAUCUCCAUCAAUUCUCCUCAAUUUAUUGUUCUGGCGUUUGAGAACAUGAGAGAUUUCGGAUACGGAAGAUAUGAUACUUUCAAACGACCAAAAGAAAAUGCAGAAAUCAGAAAAAUCUGUCAAAAUAUUUUGUCAAAAAUGGAUGUCCAAAUUGACACUUCACAUUCCAAGUUUUUGUUGAGUAUUUCAUUGAGAGCUUCUUCAUCACAUCCUGUAGUUACUGCACAACAAGUUGUACAAGCUAUUGGUGAUUUCCCUGUCGAAGAAUUUCUCAAUGAUUUCGAAACAUCAUCAGUAAUAAAAUACUGGAUUGAAAAUGAUUUCGAUAACUACAUUCCUUUGCCAGAAGAAACGGAAUUCGAUGAUAAAGAAUUAGUUAAAAAUGCUUACGAUAAUGGUUUGAGAUCAUUACCAAAUGAUCAAUUAUUCCAUUUAAGGAAUCUCGUCAAUUUUAACUACAAAAACAUUAUUCCUCCUCAUCCUGACAAAAAUUUGCAAUUUUACAGGAAGAAAAUCACUCCUGUAGAACACAAAAAGAUCAUGAAUAAUUUGUUGAAAUUCGGAUAUCCUGGCAUCAAUGAUUUCCUCAGGUUUUCGAAUUUGCAACAGUUCCAUCCUGAUCUUGUUGAACAAUAUGUUCAAACAACAAUAAAAUACGUGAAAUGCUAUGAUCCAGAAGAAAGAAAGAGGAUUUCUGAGAAAUUUGUGGACAAAGUCAAACCAUACAUUCUCCAAUCAUUGGCAAGUAAGCUCAGCUGGUUCGAAGAAAUCAGGAAAGGCUGCGAAGACUACGAAAGAGUUACUUGCGAAGACAUGGAAAUUCUAAAAGCAUUUAGUUUCCAUGGACCAACGCAAUCAAUCAUUUCUCCAACAUUUAUGUCUUUCUUCAAGGGAUCUCCAUCGGAAUCAAAAGUCCUGUACAAGAUAAAACAGAUGCAAGGAGAGUUGUACACGAAAUUAUCAAGACAUGUACAAACAAGUCACAAAAAUUUGGAUAAAAUCAAAAGUGAACUUCCCUUCAGAUUAUCUGACCAAAUUAUGCUUGAAAAUUUAGGAGAAAUUGAUUCAAGAGAAACUUUUCACACUAAAGAUGCUGUUUACUUAGUUGGCUACAAAGUAAGAGUCAUCACAUUAAAUCCUUUCAGACCUGAUCUCUUGAUUCCUGUCGAAGCUUCAAUUGAAUGUAGAAAUGGAAGACCUGUUUUCCUUGUAAAAGUGACAAAUUGUGGAUGGAAUUACGAACUCAUUGGAGCAGAUCCUAACAGUGUAUGGGAGCUUUUCAAGCUCAAAUGCACGAAGCACACGAAGCUUCCUGUCUACGAGUUUUACGGCGAUGAAAUGUUUGGUUUCUUGACACCAAAUUACCACAGAAUUGUCUCAACAAUGUUGACAGAAAAAGACUGUAAAUUGUACAUUAGAAGAGUGUUCAGGGAUAUCAACAUCAGAUACGACAAAAGGAAGAUUGUUGCAGGAGAGUAUUCAUGGUCUAAUUACGUUUCUGCAAAGGAGCAAAACAAAGCAAAAACAAUGGACAAAGCAGAGUUGGAAAGAAAGAGAACUGAACAAAUGUGCGCAAUGAGAUUGGAUUUGGCUCCUUUGAAGAUCGAUGAAGACUUGAUCGAAUUGAAAUCAACAUCAUCGACUUUGAACUCUUUGUUUGAACUGUAUGAGGAUUCAAUAAUGGAUGAAGUAACUCCUGUUUAA
This is a messenger RNA of Trichomonas vaginalis G3, 4260 nucleotides long. RefSeq names its product transforming growth factor beta regulated gene 1 family protein. Gene Ontology annotation, cellular component: nucleus. The coding region runs from base 1 to 4260 and encodes 1419 amino acids. Lineage: Eukaryota; Parabasalia; Trichomonadida; Trichomonadidae. The record is from RefSeq and is a predicted model, not a curated record. The transcript has a single exon. Gene Ontology annotation, biological process: regulation of cell cycle.